Messenger RNA from Caenorhabditis briggsae, 591 nucleotides. Lineage: Eukaryota; Metazoa; Nematoda; Chromadorea; Rhabditida; Rhabditidae. The transcript is spliced from 3 exons. Bases 1 to 591 code for a protein of 196 amino acids. The record is from RefSeq and is a predicted model, not a curated record.
AUGUGCAAACUUUUGGUUAUUUUGGCUAUUGUGGCUUCGGCUUCUGGAAAAUCCACACCUUCAACUCCAGUUUCUUCGGAAAAUAAGCCACCGGUUGCCAAGUCACAUCCUUUCCAAGCUGGCCUACCAACGGCACCUUCUGGAUUCAACUUUGGGUUCCCAACACAAGCUACAAUUCCAGCUCCAACAACUACGUCUUGCAGAACUAGACCAAUUGGAGAAGCCAUCUACAAUCAGUGUCCCACCGGUCACACCCUGAUUUCCAGUGGUGAAUGUUGUCCUACUCAACAAGUCCUCCCAUCCCCAACCAGUCACUCGACAUGCUUCGAUAAGGCAAAUGCCAAUGGAAUCAACGAAUGUCCACAAUGGAAGGAAUACUGUCAUCACAUGUUCCACAAGAGCUACAUGACCCAUCAUUGCCCACAGACUUGUGGAUUGUGUCCAGCCACCGCCUCUACCACAUGUGUUGAUUCGAUCAACCCAACGACUGGAAGAUCUGAAUGUCUCGCCAACAUUGGACUCUGUAACAAUGCUUCGUUGAAGGAUUGGAUGAAGAUUCAGUGCCCAAAGACUUGCGGAUACUGUCAAUAA